Messenger RNA from Anguilla anguilla (European eel), 1069 nucleotides. RefSeq lists its product as uncharacterized. NCBI's taxonomy places the organism in Eukaryota, Metazoa, Chordata, Actinopteri, Anguilliformes, Anguillidae. The coding region runs from base 260 to 850 and encodes 196 amino acids. The transcript has a single exon. The record is from RefSeq and is a predicted model, not a curated record.
GUAAGAGUCAGGAUUCGCCCGUGCGCGCCAGAGCUCGCGCCACAGCCGGGCAGCAGGCUGACGAGGGGGCUUCCAGCACGCCACUUCUCGUGCUGCACACCUAGCAAUAGCACGCGCUGCUGAAAGAUCUGCAACACACCGCUAUUUGCAGCAGCCAUAAUUCUUUCAAACAAACGGAAGAAUCCAAACGAGGCAUUUUUUCCCCUUCUCACAAGAAGAGCAGAGACGCGCAGCCACAUCACCGUAUUAAAAUCGAAGAAUGCUUAAUCCUUUAAAUGAUACAACGCCGUGUUUUACUUUUCUGACUGUGGCUCUUAUUUACAUCUGUCAGGCGGUCCGAAAUUGCGGAGAGGUUGAGUGCCGGGACGACCAGCGAUGCUGCGCGCAAGGUAACGGUAGCACCACCAUUAGCUGCUGCAAGCUAAACCGGCACACCUUUUAUGACAACGUCGGCUGGGUGACGCGGAAACUAUCGGGGAUUCUGAUCCUGUUGCUCUUGUUUGCCAUGGGCUACUUUAUUCAGCGCAUGAUCUGUCCCAGACCUCGCAGGCACCACGAGCGGCACGAGGAGCCCUCGCUCUUCCGCGGACCCGCCACGGCGUCCCAGGACUCUUUGCUCGACCGCUUCCCGGAGUACACACUGGAGAACUUCUCCUCUCCGGUCCUGCAGCUGCCGGCGUACGAUGAGGUCAAAUACCUGCCGACCUACGAGGAGACCAUGCAAGAGGUUGACAGGGACCGCUCAAACGACCAUUUACUAAUGACAUCGUCAGUGGAACCCGAAUCCGUAGCGGUAGCCGGACCAAGAGCAUCGGCACCAGACACCAGGACUUUACGGAACUCUGUUUGAGUGAACGCAUAGAAAUACUAAAACAUACAUUGAAUGUUUAUUUUAUCUGAAAAUGAGAUAAUUUAGAGAAUAACUAAGUGCAAUUAUACGCUCCAAUGAGCACUGUAAGAAGAAGUGCGGAAAUACUAUGCGUGAUUUUCAACUUCAGUUAGAUCAUUUCUCUUUUGUAAGCAAAUAAAAAGCUUAAGAUAGUCAAAAUAAACGACCAAUAGUUGCUCA